Messenger RNA from Anneissia japonica, 3261 nucleotides. RefSeq names its product tripartite motif-containing protein 2-like. The transcript is spliced from 3 exons. Gene Ontology annotation, biological process: positive regulation of DNA-templated transcription. The record is from RefSeq and is a predicted model, not a curated record. Bases 186 to 2420 code for a protein of 744 amino acids. Gene Ontology annotation, molecular function: zinc ion binding; ubiquitin-protein transferase activity; protein binding. Gene Ontology annotation, cellular component: nucleoplasm; chromatin. Lineage: Eukaryota; Metazoa; Echinodermata; Crinoidea; Comatulida; Comatulidae.
UAUCUUUCUUUUGAUAGCUGAACCUCGAACGCGUCCUUAUUCAAAGUUAGUGCCGGAGUAAGUCUUUCUGAGUUAGUAGCAGACUUUUGGUCCUGGCAAAUUGUAAACUUGCUCAUUAUUAGCACCAUAAUAUAACGAAGGAGCCGUUUUAAAUGUGAGAAGAUUUACUGACACACACGAUUCAAAUGUCAAAGAUGACGAUGGCGACCAUAAACUCCAUUCCAGCUAAGCUUCAAACGAUAGCUGGAAUAGAAGAGAGGGCAAUUCAAUGUGUCUUGUGCCAAGAACGAUUCAGACAACCAAAAAGUUUACCAUGUUUUCAUUCUUACUGUCUUGAAUGUCUCGAGCAGUGGGUGAGCAAGACGGGGAACUCCUCAUGCCCUGUCUGUAGGGAGCACUAUCCAAUCCCAGACGCAGGCCUUGAGGAAAUAGAAGAAAACAGCUGCAUCGUGAGUCUUCUAAGCAUGGUGGCUGGUCUUGAGAAGGAAGAAGAAGCCAAGUGUGUCGUGUGCGAAAGAGACGCCGAAUACAACUGCAAAGAUUGUAAGGAGUUCCUUUGCACAGGUUGCAUGCAGAUGCAUCGUCGGUUACCAGUCACCAGAGAUCAUAUACUCUUGCCAUUAGAAGAAUACAAACAACAGCCUUCCAGAGAGCGUCUGCUCGUCAAACCUUCACCGUGUCCAACACAUAAGACGCUGCCACUGAAAUUCUUUUGCGACUACUGUCGCGUUCCUGUUUGUACUGAGUGCACUGUUGUUACACACAAGGGUGAAACCCACAGAUUGCGUAACAUAGAUGACGCGUUUACUGAGUUCAGUUCGAAAGUAGUUGGUUUGAGGUCAAGAUCUAAGGAUGCUAGGACGAACCUUGAGGACGCUAUUGACCGACUAGCAGCAAUGAAGUUAAAGUUGAAAAACGACCGCGGCCUUUGCUUGAAAAAGAUUCAAGAACAUGAAAAUCAUAUGCACCACUUAGCUAAGCAAUGUGGUCAAAUUCUUAAGCAGAAUUUGGAAUCUACCUACACCACGAAAGAUCGAGCAAUUGAUGCACAGGUGGAAGAGUUAGAACUUGCUUUGGUCAGGCUUACAAACAUCAUGGAGUUCACUGAUACACUGUCAACAUGUCCAGACAAGGCAGCUGCUUUGGUGUCGAGCGAAGAAGCGUCUAAACGACUGGAACACAAGACGAAAAAUCUUCCUCCCCUUGAACCAUACGAAAAUGGUUUUCUAGAUUUCGUUCCAGACGAGGAACCAUUGACUCUAUUGAACAAGAAAAGUCUUGGGGUUAUCGCUGCGUUUAGAGAAGAGUCAAUGCAGCUGCAAAUCAAAGACAUCAGAGAUCGAAUCUUCGUCACCAGACGACAAGCUUUCACCGUCACAGUCACAACCACUGAUUUAUCAGGUGCAAAAAAGGUCACGGAGGGUGGUGCGAGAGUAACUGCCGUUUUGAAGAACAAAUCUGGGAAAACUAUUUCCGUGACAAUUACAGACAGAAGAGAUGGAGAGUAUGACAUUCGUGGUGAAUGCGCUGAUGAAGGGAACUGGAUGUUGGAAGUUAACAUAUACGGGCGGCCAAUCAAAGGAUCACCUGUCCUAGUUACAGCAGAGCAAGAAGGUAUAGUCGGCACUGUUAAUCUUUCCACCCAUUGGGUCAAUGCAACAUAUAAGGUCCGAGGUAUAAUGGUCAAUAAAUUUGGCGAUGUUUUAGCAUGCAAUGACACCAACCAGAUACUAGAAUACGACAAAGCCGGUGGAUUCCGAAACAAGAUUAGUCUUACACAAGGAAUACGCGUUUCAAAUAUUAGCCCACUAAGUAGCCACGGUCUCCUCGCAGUAGCCGACUUAAGUAACAAGGAAGUUAUAAUAUGCAGCCCAGACGGAACCCCAAAGCGAUGGUUCGGUAAGGAUGACCUUGUCUGGCCUCUUGGUACAGUUGCUGAUGAAGCUAGUGGAUGCGUGUUCGUUGUCGACAGAGAUGCUCAUUGCUUCGUGAAGUUCAGCCUAGAUGGCAGACUUCUUGGAAGGUUUGGAUCUGAAGGAAGUGCCGUCGGUCAUCUUAAGUAUCCAAGAUACUGCGCAUUGACAAGAGAAAGUCACGUGAUAAUCUCUGACUGGGGUAACCAUAGAGUCCAAUUAUUCGACAGUGAGGGGAACGUCUUGAAAGUUCUUGUGGAGGGUGGCCAGGGAGAUGGUCGCGUCUGGGGCCCAGAGGGUGUUGUCGUCGAUCGCGAUGGCAACAUCAUUGUGGCUAGUACUCACAAGCUGCAGCUUUUUGAUAGUCAUGGUAAGUUUGUGAAGAGGAUCGACAAGCGAGAGGAUGGAUUGAACUAUCCAAUGGGUCUGUCGCUCAUCCCAAACCGCAUUCGACAAGUCACUGUGGCAAAUUCUGGGAACAAUACAUACAAAUCAUUCAAUUAUUAGCUGGUGCUGCCAGCACCUAAUUAAUAGUUUACUGUAGAAUCAUUUAAGUCAUAAUUUUUCCUUAAUAUAGUAUUUGUGUUUGUUAAUUUAUGAAUCCAACGGCCCGUGGUAAUAUCGCCUCAAGCGCUUUAUUUAAGGCACCGCUAUAUAGUACUUAGACUUUUUAUUAACACUAUUAUAGUAUGCCGUCUUUUCGAAUAAAUAUAAUUAAAUAAUUAAAUACUAUUUACUAUUUACUUAGCAAUGUAAAGAAAACUUUACUUGUAGAUUAUUUCGUAAACUCAUAUUGUUUUUACAGAAAUUUUAUUUUAAAUAUGUUAUAGGUAUUUUCACAUUAUAAAAAAUUUCGUUAUGAACUUUAUACUUGCAUGUGAAAAAUGUAUAAUUAAUUCAGAUGCACUUUUAUAAUUUAGGCUAAGUAUUGCGUUUGACAACACUAUGUGUUCUGAAUCGAGAUUUGACAAUUGUGUAUAAUGUUUUAUUAUUUCGGGUAAUUAUUGCACGGCUGACUUGAUAGGCCUUUAAAUAUCAAUCUUAUCAACUAUGUGAAUGUAUGAAACUUACGUUGCUGUUUUUUUGUACGGUACAGUACCGUAAAACUCGAAUAGAAGCUGGGCUUCUUUUUUCAGGACCCUUGGACAAACUUCUUUUUUUAGAAGUGGCGUAUCUAGAAGUCUUGAAGUUGGGGGGGGGGCUGCGAAGGUGAAGUUGGGGUAGGGGUCGAUGAGGUGGGCGCUUCCUCUCGAGAUUAAGCCCAUGGGACUUCUGAUCGAGGUUUUACGGUAUUUACCAUUUGUGAUUACUUGUUGUGGGUAUCUGUUAGUUCGGAGUAUAAUAUCAU